GGGAGGAGCCCGGCCGGACGGCGGCCCGGCAGCGAGGCCGGGGCCGCGCGGCUUGGCAGAGGGAAAUACACGAAACGCACGGCAUCGCUGGCCUGGUCAGGGGUCUCCCGCUUUGAAGUUUUAAUUGGUCCUUAGGACACAGCUUCGGCGCUGUGAAAUGCUGCGCUAGCGUUGUUCUCACAGCAGCAGCCAGAGAACAGGCUGAAACAUAAAGUUGCCCUGAGUAAAGCAACAUGAGAUGGAUGGUUUUUGAGAACUAUUUUUCGAAUAAAGGACAUGUUACAGAUCUCAAAUACACAGAUUUGUGAAAGACGCAAUGCCACGGGUAAGGUUAUUGAUGGUGAAGAAUGGUUUACAGUUGUCCCAUGGCUAAGGAGGCGGCCAGGCAAUAGCAAGUUACGAUGGAAAGAAGCGGCCAGGCAAUAGCAAGUUACGAUGGAAAGCAGUGACCAGGCUGGCGGGACGUGCUGGUGGACUUCCUCAAAACAAUGGCAUUGCCUUUCGUUAACAACUUCAGGAGAUGGACUGCCAGCUGAAAUUCCUCUCCAUAUAACAGCAGCACACUACAGAUCAGAAGUUUUAUGAUCUCCAUUGUAAGUCACCUGGAUGACCUCAUACCUACUGAAGGUGAUACUGAAGAUGACUUGGAAGUUGGAUCAGGAGCCACCAACCAUACUAGAUCAUUCCUACAUGAACAGCGAAUAGUGUCAGUGCAAACAGUGAGAUACCUCGCUAGUCCAUGGCUGACGCAUUUUGUUCCUUCAGUUUACACCGUAGUGCUUGUGCUGAGUCUCCCCCUAAACAUUACAGCGAUACUUGUGUUUCUGAAAAAAAUGAAAAUUGAAAAGCCAGCUGUGAUAUACAUGCUGAAUUUGGCCCUUGCAGAUGUCCUGUUUGUAAGCGUGCUUCCUUUUAAGAUUGCUUAUCACUUUUCUGGAAAUGACUGGGCUUUUGGACCCGAAAUGUGCCGUUUCAUCACUGCUGCUUUCUACUGUAACAUGUAUUGUUCAAUUAUGCUUAUGACAAGCAUUAGCUUCGAUCGCUUCUUAGCAGUGGUAUAUCCCAUACGGUCUCUUGGGUGGCGUACGUUAACACGUGCCUCACUGAUUUGUUUCAUCAUAUGGCUUGUAGCGAUAACUGGGGCUAUACCUCUUCUCAUUAGAGAGCAAACAAUGGAAAUACCCAAUUUAAAUAUAACUACUUGCCACGAUGUGCAAAGAGAAUCUGAGCUUCAUGGCUAUUACCUCCACUUCUUCUCCAUCUUCUCUUCUGUGUUUUUUGUAGUGCCAUUUAUAAUUUCUACUGUCUGUUACGUGUGUAUCAUUCGAUGUCUUAGUUCUUCUACUCUUGUUGCAAAACAAAACAAGAAGACGCGUGCCUUGCUCUUGUGUGUGGCUGUUUUUUCUGUUUUUGUUAUUUGCUUUGGACCAACAAAUGUUCUCCUAUUAAUUCAUUAUAUCCAUUUUUCUUAUGACAACAGCUUAGAAUAUCUCUACUUUGCCUAUCUACUCUGUGUUUGUAUCAGCAGCAUUAGCUGUUGCAUUGAUCCCUUCAUUUACUACUAUGCUUCUUCUCAGUAUCAGAGACAACUUUUCAGUCUCUUCAAUUGUAAAAAGACUUUUGAUCCUAACAGUAGUAACAGCAGUGGCCAGUCAAUGUCUACCACUAGCAGAAGGGGUACGUGCUCUACUAAUGUGAACAACAGUGUCUACAGGAAAUUAUUAGCAAUGCAUUGAGAAAACAUGUCUUACAUCUGCUUAAUUUUUAGGCAAUUUCAGACAAAAAGAAAGACUGCAUUAUAUAUUACAAGUUUUUGUCCGAUACAUAGUUCUGUGGAUUUAUUAUAGUAAUAAAGAAUUCAUAUUAUAACUCUGUAAAUGUACAUAUAUUGCAUAUAUAAAUAAGUUAACAUAGAGGGGAAAAAUAAUUCCUUAAUAAUAGUUGUUGAGUGUUUUUCAAAUAAAUCUUUUUUUUUCAGACAAA
This is a messenger RNA of Strigops habroptila (Kakapo), 1983 nucleotides long. It is a transcript of the gene F2R, whose product is annotated as coagulation factor II thrombin receptor. Bases 582 to 1736 code for a protein of 384 amino acids. The record is from RefSeq and is a predicted model, not a curated record. Gene Ontology annotation, cellular component: membrane. NCBI's taxonomy places the organism in Eukaryota, Metazoa, Chordata, Aves, Psittaciformes, Psittacidae. Gene Ontology annotation, molecular function: thrombin-activated receptor activity. The transcript has 2 exons. Gene Ontology annotation, biological process: phospholipase C-activating G protein-coupled receptor signaling pathway; thrombin-activated receptor signaling pathway; positive regulation of Rho protein signal transduction.